Molecule: messenger RNA, 1366 nt
Organism: Trichoplusia ni (cabbage looper)
Lineage: Eukaryota; Metazoa; Arthropoda; Insecta; Lepidoptera; Noctuidae
Product: beta-1,3-galactosyltransferase 4-like
Exons: 1
Cellular component (GO): membrane
Molecular function (GO): hexosyltransferase activity
Source: RefSeq, a predicted model, not a curated record
CCGGCGGCGCCCCCCGGUCCCGCCCCGGCGGCGGCCGCGGCGCCCGCGUCCCCGGCGGCGGCGCCCACUGCGCGGCGGGACCCGCGCGUGCUGCUGACGCGCGACGUGUACGAGGCGGGCCACGAGCGGCCGCACCCCGAGCUGUGCCCGGCGCUGGGCGCGCGCCUGCGCCUGCUGGUGCUGGUGACGUCGGCGCCGGGCCACGCGGCCGCGCGCGACGCCGUGCGCCUCACGUGGGGACACUACGCGGCGCGCGCGGACGUGGCGCUCGCCUUCGUGCUGGGCGCGCCGCCCGCCGCGCUGCGCCCCGCCAUCGCCGCCGAGGACGCGCUCUACGGUGACGUCAUCGUCGGCCGCUCGCUCGACACCUACUCCAACCUGACGCUGAAGACGCUGUCCAUGCUGGAGUGGGCGGACACGUACUGCCCGCGCGCGCCGCGCCUGCUCAAGACGGAUGACGACAUGUUUAUCAACGUGCCGCGGCUGCUGGAGUUCGCGGCGGCACCGUCGCGCGUCAACGCCACGCGCACCAUCUGGGGCAAGGUGGUGAGGCGCUCGCUGCCCAAGCGCACCACCAAGUCCAAGUACUACGUGUCGCCGCUGCAGUUCCCAGGACGCGUGUUCCCGGACUUCGCGACGGGCCCCGCCUACCUGCUGACGGCGGACUGCGUGCGGCCGCUGCUGCAGGCGGCGCCGGGCGAGCCCUACGUGCGGCUGGAGGACGUGUUCGUGACGGGCGUGUUGGCGGCGCGCCUGGGCCUGCGGCGGCUGCACGCGCCCGAGUUCUACAACAAGAAGGUGGCCGCGCACCCUUGCGCCGUGCAGCGAGGCCUGGCCAUCCACAUGGUGCGCUACCACGAGCAGUUCGACCUCUGGCGCAAGCUGCUGGACGGCAAGACCAAGUGCGCCAGCUAGCCGCCCCGACUUACCAUACUGAUAUUAUUUUUCUAUUACGUUUUUUUUACGGAACUAUAUUUUUUAUAUUCGGUCCCCGGCGGGCCACGCUAUUGCGUGCGUGCUGCGAGCCGCGUGCCAUACUGAGAGACGUGAUCGCUCACGGCGGACUCCCGCUUCGGUAGGUGUACUUAUCGAUUUGUUUUGUAUAUAAAGUACAAAGGGGUAGCCUGAGCAGGAAGUCGCCGCCUCGCCCGGCGCGCGGCCUGCGGGCGACCCGGGCCCCGCGCCGCGACCCCAGGCCCGCGGCCCCGGGUCCCUCGGCCCCGCGGCCCCGCCUGAGCGUCCCGCUCCGCGCGCGGGGGCGACGCCAUUAUGAUCGAUAAACCUUGAACAAGUAUUUUAUUCGGAUUAACUGUGCGUGCAGGUUGUGCCAGAUGUAAAUAUACUGUAGUAUGUAUGUACGUUGUAA